CAUGCAUUGCAGACAGGUCAGCGCGCCUCGGUUACUGCGUGAGGUCCUGGCACACUCGACCACAUCGAAGCCUGCAAGCUGCACGACUUUUGCUUUCUCUAGGCCUUGGCCCCAUUCUCAAAUGAAACCGUGUCUCCGCACAGAACCGACAGCGCAGAAUGCCAACUCGCCGGUUUAUAUGAUUACAAUGAUUUCGGGGCUCACAAGCGAUCAAGUGAUGUCGGAAUUAUACGUUAACGAACACCUCUCGAAUCAAAAAGUCGUGCGUUCUCUGUCAAAGUUGCAGACUCAUCUUCAUCUGAUGCUUCUCUCGGAGGAGUUUCAUGCCACCAUUCUGCCAGAGCCGGCGAAUGAUACCGAGCAUACUAAGGUAGUCUCCCUCCUUCGAAAUGAUAUCGACAAGUUGCAAAUGACCAUUACCAGCCAUGUCUGGAGCCAAAUUAGACGUGCUGUGACGUUUGAUAGCAUCAGUUCGGUUUGCUCUCUGUUGACCUUCAGUUCAAGACACGACUUGGGCCUCUGGGUUUGGGCUAAAGCCGGGCUACGGAUACAGAAUGCGGAGAUGGUGUGGUGCUCAUAUAAGAAUAGUACAAGGAAGCCGAAAAGGGAUCAACAAUACCGGUGCAAAUCACUGCCGAGGAUUGAUCUUGCUCGCGUCGACAAGCCUGUCUCUAUAUAUUGCUUUCAUACCUGAAGGUAGCCCUCUCCGAGGCAACGUUCUACCGCACGUGCUAGGUCGGCAGAGAGAGGGAUGUACACGUGUACUUGUCAUAUACCCAGAAAUCCGCGAGUCGUUAGCGAAUGCGCUGCAUUUGAAGUUGCUGACUUCCUCCGGGAUUUGACUCUUUGAAUCAACGUAGAACAAUCUGGUUG
Parathielavia appendiculata is the source of this 873-nucleotide messenger RNA. RefSeq lists its product as uncharacterized. The annotation marks the transcript as partial. The transcript has a single exon. The record is from RefSeq and is a predicted model, not a curated record. Lineage: Eukaryota; Fungi; Ascomycota; Sordariomycetes; Sordariales; Chaetomiaceae.